Messenger RNA from Sabethes cyaneus, 2628 nucleotides. RefSeq names its product 5'-AMP-activated serine/threonine-protein kinase catalytic subunit alpha. Gene Ontology annotation, cellular component: nucleus. The record is from RefSeq and is a predicted model, not a curated record. NCBI's taxonomy places the organism in Eukaryota, Metazoa, Arthropoda, Insecta, Diptera, Culicidae. The transcript has 9 exons. The coding region runs from base 1 to 2628 and encodes 875 amino acids. Gene Ontology annotation, molecular function: ATP binding; protein serine/threonine kinase activity. Gene Ontology annotation, biological process: protein phosphorylation; intracellular signal transduction; positive regulation of apoptotic process.
AUGAUUCACGUGGACGAAACGGAUCCCCUCGGCGAUGUGCCGCCGCCAUUUCCUUAUCGUGAAGUCGAGAUAGAACGCGGCGUGGACGCCAAGCAGUUGUACGAGUUGAGCACCGAAAUUGGAAGGGGAAAAUUCGGUGUUGUGCACAUUUGCAAGGAAAAAUCCACCGGCACCCGACUGGCGGCCAAGUUUAUUCAGAUCGUAAAGAAGGGCGACCGGCGGAACAUCGAACGCGAGGUGCACAUGAUGAACGUCCUGCGACAUCCGAAGAUUGCUCAACUGUACGCUGCAUACGAGUACGAUCGAACCUUCUGCAUGGUGAUGGAACUGGUGGAAGGCGGCGAACUGUUCGACCGAGUGCUGGACGAGAAGUUCCUCUUAACUGAGCGGGCUUGCGCCAUCUUUCUGCGGCAGAUUUGCGAUGCGGUCGCGUACAUCCACGGGAACAACAUCGUGCAUCUGGAUCUGAAACCGGAGAACAUUCUCUGCCUCACCGAGAGCGGCAACCGGAUAAAGAUUAUCGACUUCGGUCUGGCUCGUGAGUACGAUCCGGACAACAAGCUGCAGGUGCUGUUCGGAACGCCCGAAUUCGUUGCACCGGAGGUGGUCAACUUCGAGGCGAUCUCCUUUGCGACCGAUAUGUGGAGUGUGGGCGUUAUCGCUUACGUGCUUGUGUCCGGUCUAUCACCCUUCGCAGGCGAAGAUGACAUUCAAACAAUGGCAAACAUUACGAUAGGCCGGUAUGAUUUUCUGGAUGAAGCAUUCGACGGCGUGUCGGAGGAAGCGAUUGAUUUCAUUAAUCGCUGUCUAGUAAAGGAACAAAAGGAACGAAUCACCGCAGAGGAAGCGCUCAAACACAAAUGGAUCAAGCGGAAACCGCAGUACUAUCCGACGAAUCGACGACCCUCAAUCACAACCUUUAAACCAGUUUUGCUCGACAGUAAUGGCAACAAUAGGGUACCUUCUGACAACGAAAUCGACAAGGAGAAUCUGAAGGGCCUGGUAUCCAAGUGGAACGAAACACCCAACAACCGUUACGCUUUUGAGCAAGCGACGGAAAGUGUGAUUUCGCCCAGUGGAGAAACGAUUCAGAUACGCCGUCCGAGUGCGGAUGUCGGUGGCCGAAGGGGAAGCCUAGCCAGAGGCGACGAAGAACCGUUGCUCCUGUCGCCAUCCUCAUCGACUUCGUGUUGCUCGUCAUCGUCACCAUUAUCAUCGGAAGUGAGCGCUACUAAUCUCGUUCUGGCAUCGAGCAGCGAAAGUAUCAUGGCCUCCUCCCCGCCUGACCCUGCACCCAUGCGUCCCGCACUAGUGCCAUUAGAGAUAGUUCCUAACACGACCACCACUGGCACGUCGAUCAGCAACAUUGGCACGACCACCAACGGCAGUAGUAGUUGCGAACCUCCCAGUAAUCUCACCAGUAGUGACAUCCAUGCUAACAACAGUAAUAGUAAUAGUAAUAGCAAUAGUAGCAAUAACUUCGAUUCGAGAUUGUCACCUCAUCUGCAUCAGCAAGGAGUGUCACAACCACCGUCACCAUCUGACCAUUCUCGUUCAUCUUUCUCAGAUCAUUCUGCGGCGCCUGAACAGACUGCUCUACCAGCCCCCGCGGUGGAGGUGGCUAAGCCGGCUAAAGUAAAGGAACCCUUGUCCAAACCCAACCCCACAACCCCACAGAACACCACCAACGACACUACACUGAACAAUGGAUCGACGAUCGCUAGCCCCGCGGUGCCUACCACUCCCCUGAGCCCAACCACUCUCGGCACAGCCGAUCUAGACACGGAACUCGAGAGUCUCAAGUCGAAGGUAAAGGUCAUCCGAACGGGCAAAAUCAAACAACCGGAAUUCCUGGCAAACGACGACUUCAAGCUGCCAACCUUCAAGUUUCUACCCAAGUCGAUCAGUCUGUGCAACGACGACUCAGUAUUCAAAGAAAACUACACCAAAUUCUGUGAUCGAAACGCAAUUCAAAAACCUUUUCAUCUGCAAGCAGCCUCGGCAGCGUCGUCGGAAGUGACCUCCUCGGUUACAACCACCCAGCAAGUUUCGGACGGUCCCAACAAGCUGAUCGUAACCAAAACCACCAAGAGUAGCAAAACUUCAGCGGAUGGAACGAAAACCGUCACCAUUCGAAAGACGAUCGUCAAGCAGAAGAAGAUCAGCGAAGAGCCACAAGAGGAGAAACCGAUGCUGAAAUCGCCACAACCCUCGUUGGACCGAUCGGCUUCGAUCAAGCGAACCAAGUUCCGCGUCAAUCAGAUGAGCAGCCGGGACGUCCCGGUAGCGAUCAACAGCGUCGCGAAACGUUAUCUCGAACAGAAUCACCUAAUCGCCGCCACCGAAUCGACCUACCCAGUGCCCAAGUCGGACCAGCUGGUGAAGAAGUUCCACAAAGAUCACCACCAGCAACAGCAGCAGCAGCAGCUGAAUGUAGAAACAACCAACAAUCUGAAAAACACGCUGAAAAUUCGAAGCCUCUCGGUGGACUGGGAUGCUGUGGAAGCGGUUGAGAAUCGAUCGAUGAAAUCGAUCAACACCUUCCUGAAACGUACGACGGCCACCUCCAGUGCGAAUUCGGCCGUUAAACAGAUCCAACAGCAGCUCGAAGCCAGUAUUCACAAGUGA